This is a messenger RNA of Xiphophorus hellerii (green swordtail), 1150 nucleotides long. It is a transcript of the gene mcrip1, whose product is annotated as MAPK regulated corepressor interacting protein 1. The transcript has 5 exons. Bases 200 to 496 code for a protein of 98 amino acids. Lineage: Eukaryota; Metazoa; Chordata; Actinopteri; Cyprinodontiformes; Poeciliidae. The record is from RefSeq and is a predicted model, not a curated record.
UCUUAUCGCUUCCGCGUCUCUUCCCGGAAGUGAUUGGUUGGCAUUGGCAACGAUUUUUAGCCACAUCUUUCGGCGUACUAAGUCUUUGUAUAAAGAAAUAAAAGAAAGAAAUCAACGAAGUUUAGGACUUCGAGUUGUUGCAUCCCUCUAAAUCCACUCACCACAGAGGAGCAAGGAGCGAGUACAGACUGCUAACAGAAUGACCAGCUCAUCUGCUCCCAGGAUGGUGAAUAGUUACAAGAGGACCUCAAGCCCCAGAUCUCCGACUAACAGUGGGGAGCUGUUUACUCCAGCACAUGAGGAGAAUGUGCGCUUUAUACAUGAUACCUGGCAGUGUGUGCUCCGAGAUAUCAGAUCAACACAAAAUAGUGAGCGCAAUGACCGUGGACCACAGGAGUAUGUGGAGAAAAACCCAAAUCCUAACCUACAUUCUUUCACACCAGUGGACCUGAGUGACCUAAAAAAGCGCAACACACAGGACUCCAAGAAGUCUUAGUUUUUUCUGUCAUGUUCCUGUUACUUUUUUUUUUUCUUUUCGUCCAUUAUCCUCAAGAAUUUUCGUUUCUCUGCCCUCUGACAGCCAGAAACUUGACCCUGUUGGCAAGUCUAACACAGAAUACAAAUCUCAUUUGUAUACAAUGGACCAUAGCAACCUAUUUGUUUUUUUUUUUUCUUUCUGUUGACAAUGACUAAAAAAAAAAAACCAGGGUUCCAAGGGGAACAGAUUCUCCCUUCUCAUCUUUUCAGGUAUCAAAGUGUUCAUAUUGAUGCUUGUGGUGUGGAUGAGACUGCUCCGGGGGGGUUCAUCAAAAUUUGCUGACAACUGUUGCUGACGCACCGAGUGAAGCCCAACAGGACACAAAGACUGAAGUCUUAAACAAUAGUAAAACUACUUAGAUAUGUUUGGAAGAAAUUGUAAUGGGGAUCACUUCUUUUCUGUUUCAUUCCGGAAAAUAGAUUGAUAAAUUGUGAAACGACCACAUUUGAAAACAUGUUAUGGGCAAGUACUGGAAGGCAAAAUACAAUGUAGAAGGCCAACCUUUUGAUUAAAUCAUCCCUUGCCCUUGGUGGAUUUAAUUUUACAGCCCUUAGUUAACCCCUCUGCUCAAAGCCUUGAAACAAAAAUGUUGAAUAAAAGACUUUUACAGUA